GCUCUUCCAGGAGGCGCACUUGCCUUGACUUCCCCCGGCUCGCCGCAGCGACCUCUCGCAUCGCCUGCACCGUCCCCAUCCAAAUUCGUAUCUUGAGACGUCUUUUCUCAAAACGCCCGCUCGCCUCGUCUAUCUGUCCGCACGCACCAUCCGAGCCGCCAUGCAAGUUAGCGCGCGUUGCGGUGCAGUGCGGCUCACAUCCCGCCACGUGGAACAAUUCGCAUGCCGCCACGUGGAGCGGACGCCCGUCUCGCUUUCAUGGAGCCCGACGACGAGCCGGAACUUUAGAAGCAUUCGGUAUAGAAGCACGCGCUCUAGUAGCACUCGCGCUAGUAGCACCCGCUCUAGUAGAAGGUGUCACUCGUCUGCACUCGUUCCUGCGCAGCUAUUCAACUUCAGGCAAUUCCCUGGCCGUCUCCACCCCAUUGCCGUCAUCCCACUCACCGCCGUCGAUCUCGCGUCUCGAAGAGGGACUUACAGAAGCGCCGCUAUGGCCUCCGCCGCCAUGCAUGCCGCCGCCGUCGCGUGCAUCUACUCUUCUUCCAUCUCCCUCCCUCUCUCGCCGCCACAUCCCGUCCGUCCCGCCCGUCGUUAUUCCGCGCCUCCUCUCCGUGCCACCUGGCGGGGCAUGGCUGGCGAUAUCGCCGCAAUCGCCGCCGCUGAAGGCGCUGCCACUGCUUCAGGCGCAACGGCUGCCUCGCUCCCGCCCCCCUCAUCCUCCCCUUCAUCCCCCCACUCAUCCUCCCCCUCGUCCUCCGCCGACGCUUCCGCCUCUUCCGCCGACCCCGCUUCCCCUCCCCACCAUACUAGCAAGCGGCAGUACGAAAUCGGCGCGCUGCAGCAGCUGCCUGCCGUGUCUCCUGCUGCUGAAAUCAUCGGGACUGCACUGAGGCGCGCCAAGCACGUGCGCGCCAGCAAAGGCAUCAUGAAUGCGGUGAAGCGAGAGAGGAGCAAAGGAGCUCAACAGCUGGACUGCCUCACCAAGAAUUCAACCAGUCGCAACCCCAAACUUUGACGACCAAAAACACAUCCAACCCAGUGCACACUUUUGCAUCUACAACUUCCAACCUAACCUCUUACACCCUCCUUCCUCCUCACAAUCCACUUCCCGUCAAUUCCGCGAUCCCUAGAAUUCUGCGUGCCUAGGAGUAUCUCAUUAGGUUAGUUCGCGCGAGAAAUAUUAAGCAGCCCGUGCCACUCUUAACAACACGCGCUUGCAUAGGCUCCACCCACACUACUGUUGGCUUAAAGCCCGACCAGCAGGUUGCAACUCUCUUUUCUCAAGAUGCUGCAUCUUGAGAACCUGUAACCGAACCCACCCGCAGCAGUAGUUGACGAGACUCAAACACCUCAACUCUGUGCCUCGACAAACUUGGCAAGUUUGCGUCCCUGCCAGGUAUCGAGGUGAACAAGCACGAAGUGUGCUCAAAGGGUAAUUACUCGUUCAAAUUUUGACUUUCAGGCGGUUUAGCGAAAGUGUAUCAAUGUGUGUUUGAUUGCACAAGGGCGAAACUGAAGCCCAAUAGUUGAGACUCGUUUCCUUUCAACUUGCCCUAACAAAAAAAACGAUGUGGG
Molecule: messenger RNA, 1575 nt
Organism: Closterium sp. NIES-67
Lineage: Eukaryota; Viridiplantae; Streptophyta; Zygnematophyceae; Desmidiales; Closteriaceae
Source: the annotation of a GenBank genome assembly